CGAGGUUACGCCAGCUAAACCGCAACAGUAGAUCUAGUGCGAUCAAUCCAUUGUUGAGGAAAUUAUAUGAAAUCUUUUGAAUUGUGUUUCGUGUAUGUGCGUUAAGUUUACUGAUAGUGUAUGCAAACUUGGUAAAAUAUCGUAGUUACUAAUACAAAACAACGAUGUCAAUCGUUACCGAGCACGGCGGAAAAGGUUACGCGCCAUUACCGCAAAGUAUGAGCAAUACAGACACUGAGAAUGAAGAUGAGGAUGUCGAGAAAAAGUCACGUCAAUCUACAAAGCACGACUCAACGACAAUGCAGGAGAACGUAAGAUUUUUCCCUCUCGACGAAUCUAAAAACCUGGCAAACAAACUCAGGAAUGGUCGAAACACUAGUUUGGGAUACUGCAGCGACGAUAUACCGAUAAUGGUUAUUGACCAGGAUACAAAUAACGACCUGUGGAAGAGACCGCACAUGUCUUUCCUACGGCAAUUCUUUUUGGCUGCUUCCAUCCUACUCUGUCUAGCAACAAUAGUCAUAUUUCUAUACGUUCUUCCCUGCAAUGAAUCUGACUCGCUACCACCAGCUAUCAAAAAUCGCCCAGCCUUACUCUGGGAUAACACUUUUCAAGGCAUGGAAUUAUACGGACCCAUCCUAGUCAUACCUGGCACCCCGCGAAACCUAGUAAUGAUGUAUCGAGGACAACUUUAUGGAGACUCAGUUGGCAAAAUGCAAGGGUCAAUGGUGCCACUUCGAAAAGGUGGAGUUAUUUCGAUACACGGAGGUAAUGGUUCACCUCUUUGGGUUGUUCGGCUUUCAUACCCACCGACAGAGAUAAUUUGCAAAAAUCUUAAUAUGGACAAAUCCAGAAAGCCGGAAACGACAUGUCUAGUCGCAGGAGAACAGGGACUGAUCAGCAUCAAUUCAACUACUGGGUUGACACAGUGGAGCAUAAGCAUGUCUACUCAUUCAAAGCUGCCUAUGGUUUUACCUGAUAUUGAUGGUGAUGGAGUCGCCGAUCUACUGAGUGUUGUGACAUCUAAGGACCAGAAGAAACAAGGCCCAGCUUUAUUCUCUGGAAAAACUGGAUCGCUGCUGGGUCAAGAACUGAAUCCUGAGUGUCGCCAUAUAUAUAUUUCCAGCUUAGAUUCAAAUGAUACAAUAUCUUACCUCUGCGGUGAUCCCAAUGGAAAACAAUCAACGAAAACAAUAACCUUCAAGGAGUUGUUCCCCGGGAUACACUAUCCCGAGACCACGGAGAAGAUAACUGAUGAACUUAACAACUUGCCCAAGCCUGUUGUUACGUCUGUACAAAAUUUGGAUCAGGAUAUUGUGCAACUGACACCGUUUCACCAGCUGGGAAUAGAACAUCAAGGAACGUGUCCUGGUGAUCUCUGUCAAACGAUAAUGAACAUCACUUUUCAGAAGGAUUCAGACCAGCCACGUAUGAUUUGGAAGAGUUACGGACCAAACGCAUAUGGCAUGAAGCCGGCCAUUUUCACGCAGAUUAACAAGCCACUCGUGACGGGAUUCGUUAUGAAAUUCUGGCAGUGGAGUCCAGACGUGUGCUCUUCCGAUCGAUCGUGCUCAGUUUGCUCUCCUAAAGAGCGUCGCCGCGUUGCUCCGCCGUCACGCUCGCGUUCUAGAUCCUUUUCUGCAUCCAGAUCAAGGCCACACGUCAAAGAAAUUCCAGCUUCUAGCUCCAGGGUACCGGCUCCAAGAGCUAGACCCCGCUCACCUCCUUUACCACGACCGCGUACUCCACCACCAGCUCCUCAGCCUCCACCAAGCAGGCAUCACAAGGAGUAUAAGCAGGGUAAAGAGAAGGAAGCCAAGGCCCGACGCAAGGAAAAACAUCACAGCCGGGUCCUAGAUGACCCGCGAGUUCCCGAUCCUAUACCAUUGAUGCGUAAGCCAGUGAAAGUUGAGAAGAUGCAUCCUAAUCACCCUCCACCACAAUCCAUUCAAUCUGGACAUCCACCACUGGACUCAUCUGCUAGUGAUGAUAGCGACAGUUCUUCUAAUACCUCACAUGUUGGACCUCCAAGAAUGACGUUGUCUGAAAGGUUUGGUAAAAUGGCACAAUGGAGCGUAGAUCGGAGAGACAUGGAGAAUAUGCGCAUAACAAAGGAUGGUGAGAAUGCCAUGAAAGUGGUAAUAGAGGGAGAAGAAAGAAUCGCUCGGCUGGGUUACGACUCGCCUCCACCAGGACAUUAUCCGGAAUCUCUGUUGGCCCAAGGCCCACGCGGUCUUGAGUCAUGGGACGAUGUACGUGUUAGGUAUGAUUACUACAAGGCUCGCGGUUACCUGAGAGAUCUGACACUCGAUGAUUACGUUAAAUGGGAAGAAUGGUGGUACAAGUACCAGGAAUGGCUGGAAGCCGAACGAUUCUACGAGCAAUGGGCUACAAACCGCCCUUCUGGUGGAGGUCGCAAAAGACGUGGACGUCGCAACAACAAUGCUCACUAACCAGGGUAGUUGCGAAUACGUUAACGAUGAAUUGACUUUCUCGUGAACAAUAUCAUUGUUGAAUACUUAUACAUUAUAUAUUAUACAUAUAAACACUCAUCGUAAAUGCAUUAUUAUCAGUAUAGGUAUAUCAUGUAUGUACAAGCUCUAUAUUACGAUUAAAUAUUAUCAUGGUCA
Messenger RNA from Diprion similis, 2630 nucleotides. RefSeq lists its product as uncharacterized. The transcript has 7 exons. The record is from RefSeq and is a predicted model, not a curated record. Bases 165 to 2453 code for a protein of 762 amino acids. NCBI's taxonomy places the organism in Eukaryota, Metazoa, Arthropoda, Insecta, Hymenoptera, Diprionidae.